Papilio xuthus (Asian swallowtail) is the source of this 4784-nucleotide messenger RNA. RefSeq names its product cadherin 89D (gene Cad89D). Gene Ontology annotation, biological process: homophilic cell-cell adhesion. The transcript has 11 exons. Bases 123 to 4151 code for a protein of 1342 amino acids. Gene Ontology annotation, molecular function: calcium ion binding. Lineage: Eukaryota; Metazoa; Arthropoda; Insecta; Lepidoptera; Papilionidae. Gene Ontology annotation, cellular component: plasma membrane. The record is from RefSeq and is a predicted model, not a curated record.
UGGAAAAACCAGAUAUAUCUUAUGAUCUCUUACAUGGAUAUGAAGAAGGAGUGCCAUUUGCGGUAGAAGAAAGAUCUGGAGUGAUAACUGUUAUACACGAACUAUCAAAGUUCAAUCGUCUAAUGUACGACUUUGAGGCGGUCGCUAUACAGGAAGGAAUCAAUUUGAGCAUAGCCACUAACGCGACUAUACAUGUUGUGGAUGCGGAUGACGAGAGAGGUUUCCUAUUGAAAGGUACCCAAUCACCGAUCACAUUCCAUGUUAAAGAAAAUCUAUCAGGAGCUAUGAUUGGACAAAUUUUCAACAUGAAUAGUAGCAGUACUACAAUAAAUAAAACUGCAAAUAUAAGAUAUAUCAUAGCCAAUCAACAAGAUGUCACAGAUGAUAUUGCUAUUGGUCAAGAUGGCACUAUCUAUGCGCAAAAACCGCUUGAUCGAGAAAAACGUGACUCUUACAGAAUGACAGUUAUCGCCGAAUUUAACAAAGGAAUCGUAUCAGGAGCAGGAAUUUAUCAAGUGAAUAUAUUGGUUGAUGACGAAAACGACAAUCCUCCAGUAUUCGACAACCCCAUUUAUGAAGGUGUUAUCACUGAGAAUGCUAAAAAGGGCACGGAAGUGAAAAUGACAAACAAAAUUAGAGCAACUGAUGCUGACUUUGGUCAAAAUGCAAUUUUCUCGUAUACAUUGUUUGGAGAUGGCCACGAUUUAUUUUCUGUAAAUGAAUUGAGUGGGGUUGUUACUUAUGUUGGUAACAAACUUGAUCGAGAAGAAAGAGGUUCAUAUUUAUUGAAAGUUGUCGCCAGAGAUAAGGGAAGUCUUAAAUCUGAAGCAAAGUUGACUAUAACAGUACUUGAUGAAAACGAUAAUGAACCGAAGUACAACCAAAUAAUUAUUCCAUUAGGAGAAAGUGUAGAUUUAUUAGAGGUCCACGGCAGAACAGAUGUGAAAAUAUUUAAAGAAAAGAAAAAUGACGUGAAUAGUGGCGUUGCAAAAAUAGAAGUUAAACCAAAGAACAAGUUUUCAACAGCUGUUGACGCAACAGGGCCAUUAUUUUUAGUUCCCGAAAAUAUAGCGAUUGGAUCAACAAUAUUGAAAUUAAACGCUAUAGAUAUGGAUAGUGGAACGAAUGGUCAAAUUCGCUAUGAAUUUAUGUCUGAAGUUUUCAUACCACCAACCGCAUUGUCUGGAAAUGCUUUGCAAGUACGAAGAUAUUUUGUUAUCAAUGAGCGCCAUGGACAUAUUAUUGUGGCUAGGGCAUUACCUCCAGAAGCUGAAUUUAGGUUAAAUGUAUCCGCAAUAGACGGCGGAGGACUUAGUGAUCAUAUUACAAUACGAAUAUUUGUCAAAGAUAUUAAUGACCAUUUCCCAAUGUUUAAAAAGUCGUGGUAUUCUUUUAAUGUUGAUGAAGCCCAAUAUAGUAGACGAGUUCUUGGAAAAGUUGACGCUACAGAUGCUGAUUUUGGACAAAAUGCGAAUUUAACCUACUUCUUACAACCAGACAGUAAAGAUUUGCCAUUUGAAAUUUCUCCAUUAAAUGGAGUUUUAAGUAUAAAUGGUGAACUAGAUAGAGAAAAGGAAGAUAAGUACAUUCUCACUGUAGUAGCCAGAGACAACGGCUAUGAAAAAAAGCUAACUUCAUCCGUAAGUGUAGAAAUAGAAGUUUUAGAUGUGAAUGACAAUUCGCCUAAGUUUUACGCCUACGACGAGUUAUUAGAAUGGAAACACCCAGAAGCAGAUAAUAUUUCUAAUCACAAUUUUGAAUCAGUCAUGAUGAUUCCUGUCUAUAAAACUACCUUAGAAGAAAAUACUCCAAUUGGAAGUGUAGUCACACGAGUCUAUGCCAAUGAUUCCGACUUAAUAAGCAAUGGAAAUGGAUUAAUACUUUAUAGCUUACCGCAAAGAAAAAAUCAAAUGAAUAUUUUUUCAAUAGAUUCAAAAGAAGGAAUAAUUACCACUACGGGAAGGUUAGACUAUGAAUCUCAAUCCGUACAUAACGUGACUGUUGUCGCAUCAGAUUUAGGUUCACCGAGCUUAAGUUCCACCGCCAUAGUUAUGUUGACAGUAAAAGACGUACCAGACGAGAUUGAAAUCUCAGAUAAACCAGUUUUCAUAUCAAGGUAUUAUGAACUGGAGAUCGAAGAAAAUGUUCACACUCCCGUGGAACUUGUCACUCUGAAUUUGACGGAACAUUACGAAAAUUUCAAAAUGAGGUAUUUCAUAUUAAAUGAAAAUGAUACAGAUAUCAAAAGAACUUUUGUAAUAGAUCCACGCAAUGGAACAUUAUAUCUAGUCCGAAGUCCAGAUAGAGAAGUCAAAGAUGUCUACGAAGUUUUGGUUAGAGCGGAAAGACAAAAGAUAAGCCGGGAGCUGCCGCACAUGAUUUAUCCGGUGUCAGAUGACGUGCUGGAGGGAAUGACGAAAUAUGAUGUAAAAAUUGUAGUGAGAAUAAAAGACGUCAAUGAUAAUGCACCGAAGUUCGUUAAUGGAGGUCGACCGAUGGUUACAGCUAUACCAACUACUGCUCCUUUUGGAUACGAAGUGAUUCAAUUGCAGGCUAUCGACGCUGACAUAGGACUGAACGCGGAUAUUCGCUACCAGGUGAUUAAUUCUGCGGGCGGGCGCUUCGCGGUGUCCCCCCGCAGCGGCGCGGUGCGGACCGCGGGUAGCUUUGCACAUGACGCCGGCAAGGUUUUCGGCUUUGAUGUGAAGGCUACCGACCGCGGCGGCGCUGAUGACGGACGAUCUGCUAUCGCUAAUGUCUUCGUAUACGUACUGGAUGAAAGUAAGCAGCUGAUCCUUGUGGUUAGCGCGAAACCGACUGAAGUUGAGAAAGGAAUGGAAAAUAUAACGAGAUCCCUCUCUAAUAUGACGGGCUAUGACAUCCGAGUGCGAAGGCUAGAGCCUAGCUUCAAGGGCUCCAUGGAUGGACACGCAACCGAUCUAUAUAUUUAUGGUGUUGAUCCUUUGUCAAACGCCAUCAUCGAUAUGGAUGUUUUACAAAAAUUGAUAAUGAAACGUGAGGUGUCUGAGCGUCGCGAGAUCGGUGGCUUCAAGCUGCUGAGUGUGGGUGAUACGAGUACAGUGCAGGCGCGCAGCGGAAAGCUGCUCAGCACCAUGGAGAUCGGCGUGGUUGCACUGGGCUGCCUAGUCUUCAUCGGCGCCUGCACCACCGCCGUCUGCAUACUCUGUGUCAGAACUAACAAGAGAAAACGCCACAAAUCAUAUUCCCAACAACGCCUUAAUGCUUUCUCCACUGAGCACCUUACAAAAUUCAGCGGCCUCUUUCCAUCCGGAGGCAACCAGUGCCAGGAGAUUAACCAGUCGUAUAGCGAGGCCGACUCCUACAUCGACGUGCUCAACCAUAGCACGUUGAAGAACACGUGUCCUCAUGGUAACACGGUCGAGGAGUUCGGCAAGGCGCACCAGAAGUGCGUUAAAAACCAGUUCAGUGAAAACUCCGAUGUAUUCGGUCAGAAGCACGAGAGAAUGUGCAUUAAGUACAACCAACGACCAUUGCAGAAGAGGAAAGGGCAGGACACUUCGAUAACGUCAGUGAAUUCCAGUGGACAGGACUCGGGGAUAGCAGAGGCCGGCCGCUGCCCCUGCGGUCACUCCACCACGCACACCUCAGAGGAAAGCAGCGGUUGCAGUUACGAGGAUUCUUUGAAAUCGAACCACAACCUGGAUCCGCAUCCAAAACUGUAUCGAACUGAACCGGAAACCCGUUUUCUUCGACGAGCUUCCUUCGGUCACCAACCACUAGACGUGCGAAGAUUUAACGCUCGAAGACAAUCAUUUUCUGAAAAUAUUCAAAGGCAUUUCCCACCAUUGGAGAAAAUGGGGACUGGGGGAAGACUGACACGACAAAUAUCUACUCCAAAUGUCAACGUGUCACAGACGUAUUUUAUGGGUGGUAAGAAGAAUUUGCGAAGGAUAGAAGCAGUUAAAGAGCCAGUAGUUGAUUACGAUCAAAGUGAAGCGGAAGAUCUCUUUGACACAAGACUGGAUAGAAGAUUAAGUGGACAGAAUCGCAAGAGAGCAAGCUUUAUGGAGUUGAAUGGUCAAACUGCGGUGUUUGUCGCGACUCCAGCCGCAGCUGAAAUCAUGAGGCGACAGGGAAGUGAGCGACUGAUGUUCGCGAGACCUUUAUAGCAGUUAGAGUUUAAAGGAAAUGUACAGAAGAGGCUUUAAUUUAUAUUAAUUUGUUAGAACAGAACGAUAAGUUGAUGAGAGAAAAAGUUAUAUGAGGGCAUUUAAAAUCAAGAAAUUCGUUUUAUUGAAGUUUUUUAAAUAUACAUGCCACUCUAAUUAGUACCUAAUGUAAAAGUCUAAUGAUUUUGUCUUAGAUUGAGUAGGUACUGCUACUUUUUAUCGAAAAACGAUUUAACAAACAACAAAAAGUGACACAUUGAUUGGAUCUCAGUUCCAAUAUUUUUUUGAUGUUUAAUAUUUUUGUUUGUACUUUUUUAUUUCGAUUAAAAUUUUAAAUUAAUAAUGAAAUGUUACCACGAUGUAUAAGUUAAGUUCUAAGAUUUUAUAAGACAUAUGUAAAUUGUAAAUGUGUAAGUAUUGUCUUUGGAAUAAAAUGAAUCCAAAGAGAAACAUUUUGUAUGUACUCGUAGUGCUUAUAUAAGUAAGUGCCAUUUGGUAUAGAUCUUCUUACAGGAAGAUAUUUUAACUUUAACCACCUUUAUAGGUUUAAUUUGUAUAAAUUUGUCUUAAUAUUUAUGUAUAAAAAGUGUAAUUGUAAUUCGUUGUAAAUAAUAUAUGAAUUUUCUUAAAAUA